CAGAUGAUGAUGUUGAUAACUGUACAGACACUCGCUGUUGAGACACUGGUCUGUGUAUUCAUAUGUUUAUCGUACAAAGUUUGCAACUCAUUCACUGUCCCUUCAUGCAUCCACCCAUCCAUCACCAUCACCAUCGCGUGGCCUGGGUGCACCGCUCGAGUGCCUUCUCCACAGCAGCUCGUGGAAAUGAUAGGCUCGUGAAAAGUGACGGCGGUGAACACAGGGGAAUGUCUGCGAAUGUCCACGGAAUCAGUAUCGGUAUUUCGUGCUGUAGUCCUGGUGCACACAAUACACGAGACCACAGCCGUGGAACAGAGGAUGGAUAGAAUGCCCUUCCGUUCUGUGUGUACGGCAAGACGCCCGCGCUUUUACCUUGGGAGAGAUGACUAAGCCCCUUCCUUUCUUGGCGCCACGAUAGAUAGUCUCAAUAAUAUCCGUCAGCUCUUGUUUGUUGUUCAUAGGCCAGUUGAUUUUGUUGUUGUUGCCCGUGCCCAAGUCAAUCAUCAUGUGCUUGUUCCUGAACGCACAGAACGCAGGCAGCGGUACCUGAAUGAUCGAUCAGCGCUGACCCACUUACCUAUAAAAGAACAUGACCGUGACCGGGUCGUAGAGCUCGUACAUUGUGUUGAAGUCAGGAACCUCACUGAUGUCAACCUGACUCAUACCCGACAGCUCUGCUGAAUCCAGGCCAUGCUCCCGUAUUAACUGCCUUACCAGGUAGAUGACCGCGUAGUUCUUCACGUCCUCGGCGAUUUUGUAUAGCAUUUCGUCCAUCUGCAUGCACUGGGGGUCAUGAUCGUGCCCGAAGCGAACCACCACUACCCUCUCCUCUUCACUCAAGAUGGCCUGGUCCUGAAACAGCGCACAGAAGGGUGCAGCAGUACAACGAAGACAUCCGGAAAGAGUGGAGGUUGCGUGCGUACCACUGCCCAGCCUGAGUGAAGGUGAGAUAGCAUAUACGACAUCGUAAAAGCCCUGAGAGAAAGAAGGAGGUAGGACCGUUUCGCGCGCGGGAACGGGUGUUGUACCUGUGAAACAAUACCACGCGGCCGUGGGUUUCGGUCUGGAGACCUCGUGAGUGUGUUCCUUGGGUUCCUCUGUGCAUGUGGAGCGUCCUAUUACUGUUGC
This is a messenger RNA of Vitrella brassicaformis, 1128 nucleotides long. The record is from the annotation of a GenBank genome assembly. NCBI's taxonomy places the organism in Eukaryota, Vitrellaceae.